Messenger RNA from Salvia hispanica, 2613 nucleotides. The record is from RefSeq and is a predicted model, not a curated record. NCBI's taxonomy places the organism in Eukaryota, Viridiplantae, Streptophyta, Magnoliopsida, Lamiales, Lamiaceae.
UUGAAACAAUUUGACAAUUGAAUUGUUUAAGCUUAACACGUGCAUAAUUUAUUCUGAAAUCCAAGUGAGAACGCCAUUGGUCUCAACAAUUUAGCUCCAAUUCCAUCAAUGAAAUGAUCUUCUUUUCCGAUUGAUUUCUCAGUGUGUAGGAAAUCAUGUGCGGAAUUUUCGCCUACUUGAAUUUCAACCUCAGCAGAGACCGCCGCUACAUCUUGGAGGUUUUGUUCAAUGGCCUCCGCCGCCUCGAGUACAGGGGAUAUGAUUCCGCCGGAAUUUCCAUCGAUUCCUCCUCCGAUGCUCUCGUCUCUCCCGCGCUCGUAUUUCGGAAGGAAGGCAACAUUGAAUCCCUCGUCAAAUCUGUUUACCACGAAGUAGCUGCUACCGAUUUGAAUUUAGAGGAGUCAUUCUCAGUUCAUGCUGGAAUAGCACACACUCGCUGGGCUACACAUGGAGAACCAGCUCCAAGGAAUAGCCACCCUCAGACAUCUGAUUCAAGAAAUGAGUUCUUAGUUGUUCACAAUGGAGUUAUAACGAACUAUGAGGUGUUAAAAGAGACACUAGUUCGUCAUGGUUUCACCUUUGAAUCUGACACUGAUACAGAAGUCAUUCCGAAGCUUGCAAAAUUUGUCUUUGACAACGCAAAUGAGGAAGUGAUCACAUCAUCUUCAUGGGGAAUACUGAGUGACACAAGAUACAUCCCUUGUUUCAGAGUCUUAGGUGACAAGCGUGUCACAUUCAGUCAAGUUGUGCUAGAAGUUAUGCGGCAUCUGGAAGGAGCAUAUGCAUUGAUAUUCAAAAGCACGCAUUAUCCGAAUGAAUUGAUUGCUUGCAAACGUGGUAGUCCGUUGCUCCUUGGUGUAAAAGAGUUAAUAGAAGAACCCAGCAGAGCAUCUUUUAAUGACACAAAAUUUCUUUUAAGCAAUGGGCAACCAAAGGAACUCUUUUUGUCGAGUGAUGCCAGUGCUCUGGUGGAACACACAAAAAAGGUUUUGGUGAUUGAGGAUGGUGAAGUUGUUCAUAUCCAGGAUGGAGGAGCAUCCAUUUUCAAGUAUGAGAAUGCUAUAGAAAAAGGUUGUGAAAAACUAAAGCGGCCAGCUUCUGUCCAACGUGCACUCUCAGUUUUGGAAAUGGAAGUAGAGCAAAUAAAUAAAGGGAAAUACGAGCACUACAUGCAGAAGGAAAUUCAUGAACAACCAGAAUCUCUUACAACAACAAUGAGAGGGAGGCUUAUACGUGGAGGAUCAUGCAAAGCAAAGAGUGUACUCUUAGGAGGACUAAAGGAUCACCUCAGAACCAUAAGGAGAAGUCGCAGAAUUGUCUUCAUUGGUUGUGGCACAAGUUAUAAUGCAGCUUUAGCUGCAAGGCCAAUUUUGGAAGAACUUUCUGGUAUCCCUGUAACGAUGGAGAUUGCUAGUGAUUUGGUGGAUAGGCAGGGGCCAAUAUACAGAGAAGAUACAACUGUCUUUGUUAGUCAAUCAGGGGAAACAGCAGAUACAUUGCAGGCAUUAGAAUAUGCGUUAGAGAAUGGUGCCUUAUGCGUUGGCAUCACCAAUACUGUUGGCAGUGCAAUUGCUAGGCAUACACACUGCGGAGUUCACAUAAAUGCUGGUUGUGAGAUAGGAGUAGCUAGUACCAAGGCAUACACAAGCCAAAUCGUUGUCAUGGCUAUGUUGGCUCUGGCAAUUGGAGAUGAUACAAUUUCUAGUCAAGGAAGACGGGAAGCAAUAAUAGAUGGCCUAUUUGAUUUGCCGAAUAAGGUGAAAGAGGUUCUCAAACUCGAUGAGGAUAUGAAAGAUCUUGCUAAAUUACUGAUUGCAGAACAGUCUCUUCUUGUCUUCGGGAGAGGCUACAAUUACGCAACUGCAUUGGAAGGUGCCUUGAAGGUAAAAGAAGUAUCACUUAUGCAUAGUGAAGGAAUACUUGCUGGAGAGAUGAAACACGGUCCCUUGGCUUUAGUUGAUGAGACCCUUCCAAUAGUUGUUAUUGCUACCCGUGAUGCUUGUUUCAGCAAACAACAAUCCGUUAUUCAGCAACUUCAUGCUCGGAAAGGUAGACUUAUAGUGAUGUGCAGUAAAGGUGAUGCAGCAUCUGUCAGUGUUGGUGGAUCUUGCCGUGUAGUUGAAGUUCCUGUUGUUGAGGACUGCUUGCAGCCGGUGAUCAACAUAGUUCCUCUACAGCUAUUGGCAUAUCAUCUGACUGUUCUCCGCGGAUACAACGUUGACCAGCCACGAAAUCUUGCAAAAAGCGUGACAACACAAUGAGGACGGCUGCCUGGCCCACAUGAUACCUGAAAUAUUCUAACCACGAGAUGCUGUGUUGCUUCAGUUUUUUAGUGAGAAAAUCGGGUAGGAUAACUGCUGCUUGUGUUUAGCUUGUCCAUACAUGUGCCUCGACUGAUCGUCCACAGAAUAGGCCAUGUUUGGUAGGGGUGAUAACUCAUCUACGGAUGGAAUUUUAUGAACAAAAAUGUAAAAUUUCAUCCCUAGAUGAGUUAUCACCCCUACCAAACAUGUCACAUUGUCUAAAACAAAUUUUGUUUUACAUGUAUAACUGGUUGUAUAAAACUUGGUGUCAUAAUAGCAAAAGAUGGUUACUUUUCUUGGUUUGAUUUAA